AUGUCACCCGUUCAAGAAGCUACUGUGAACGUCAGUUCAGCGCUUGCUGCGGCCACGGAGCGUUAUAUUGAGGCUAACAAGAAAUCCCAGAGAUCUCAUCUUGAAGCUGCGGAGAACUUACCAGGUGGUAAUACUCGUUCUGUGUUAUAUAAUGAACCAUUCCCGCUGUUUUUAGCCAAGGGGUUCGGAUCGCAGGUUGAAGAUCUGGAUGGUCAUGUCUACACAGAUAUGGUGGGCGAAAUGACUGCUGGGCUGUAUGGUCACUCCCAUCCGGUUAUCAGGAAAGCCAUAAUAGAUACAUUCGACCAAUCAGGAAUUUCCCUCGGAGGAAACAACAAGUACGAGAAUGAACUGGCCCUCGAGAUCAAAAAAAGAUUUCCAGCUGUCCAGAAAAUUCGUUUUUGCAACUCGGGGUCUGAGGCCAACAUCAACUUGAUGGUAGUGGCCAAGGCUUUCACUGGUAAGAACAAGCUGGUUGUUUUCUAUGGCGGUUACCACGGAGGACAAAUGUCGUUUGGUCACGGAAAUCCCUCGACAAAUAUUGAGCACGAAAAUUUUCUUCUUGCCGAAUAUAAUGACAUUGCCAGUUUCAACUCAGUUAUUGAUUCAUCCGAUGAUAUCGCUGCAGUACUCGUUGAAGGAAUGCAAGGAGCAGGAGGCGCAAUUUCGGCAAACCCGGAGUUUUUGAAAAAUAUUGAGACCAAAUGCAAAGAGAAGAAUAUUCUUUUUAUCCUCGAUGAGGUCAUGACUUCUAGGCUUUCGUCUGGUGGUCUCCAGAAGGUCUAUUCCCUGAAACCAGAUCUGGUGAGUUUAGGAAAGUACCUUGGAGGUGGACUGACUUUCGGAGCAUUUGGCGGAAGAUCAGACAUUCUGCGGUUGUUUGAUCCUUCUACGGGUCAUGCUAUUCCUCAUUCUGGUACUUUUAACAACAAUACGCUUGCUCUUGCAGCCGGGUGUGCUGGGCUGAAAAAGGUACUCACUCUGGAUGCGGCUGAUAAGCUGAAUGAAAGAGGAACCCAGCUGAGAAAGUCACUGCAAAAGGCAUGCGAGGGAACCAAGAUGACUGUGACUGGAUACGGAUCAGUUAUGAACUUCCACUUUACCACUGACGGCAAAUUCAAUUCAGCCAGAGAUUCAGACAAUGACAUUACCGAGUUGUAUCACCUGCUGUGGUUCAGUAUGCUUCAGGAGGGUUACUGGAUUGCCCUCAGGGGUAUGGUUUCUUUGAUGGUGGUACUAACCGAGAAAGAAAUAAUCGGUUUUGAAGAUGCCGUCAAGUCCUGGAUCGUCAAAAAUAGAGACCUCUUGGUGCUGGACUAA
Molecule: messenger RNA, 1320 nt
Organism: Kuraishia capsulata CBS 1993
Lineage: Eukaryota; Fungi; Ascomycota; Pichiomycetes; Pichiales; Pichiaceae
Exons: 1
Coding region: 1-1320 (439 amino acids)
Molecular function (GO): transaminase activity; pyridoxal phosphate binding
Source: RefSeq, a predicted model, not a curated record